AUGGUUAGGAACACUCCCAGAGCUAAAAGUUCUCGUUUUAAGGUCCAACAAUUUGAAGGGUCUUUUGGAUAUUCCAGGGGAGUUCACAUCUUUCCCAAGUUACACAUUUUAGACCUCUCCAACAACAGCUUUAGCGGUCCUUUGCCAACCAACUUGAUGAUGAACCUUAAAGGCAUGAUGAAUGUUGAAAAUGUGCAAGACACAACAUAUAUGACGCAAGAUUUGAGAGGGGGGACUUACGAAAAUUCAGUGGCCGUGAUGAUGAAAGGGCUAGAGGUUCAGCUAGUGAGGAUCUUGGCCUUCCUCACAAUUAUUGACUUGUCAUGCAACUCUUUCCAAGGGAAUAUCCCUGAAGUUAUUGGACAUCUUCACUCUCUCGUAGGGCUCAACCUUUCUCAUAACCAUCUUACGGGUUCCAUACCACCGACUCUAGAGAACUUGACUAAUCUUGAGUGGCUUGAUCUUUCUUCAAAUAAUUUUAGUGGGUUGAUUCCUCGAAAAUUGGGAGAUUUGGCAUUUCUUGGGUACUUAAACCUCUCAAAGAACCAACUCACCGGUCAAAUUCCACAAGACAAGCAAUUGAGCACAUUUUCAAGCAACUCAUUUGAUGGGAAUCCGGGCUUAUGUGGAACUCCAUUGCCAAAAGCAUGCCCUAGCAAUGCCCAACCUCCUCCUCCUCCUCCUGCACCAUCAUCCUUAUUAACUUUCGACCGCGAAGGGCAUGCGAGUUGGUUGAAACAGAAAACACUGUGGAUUGGCUAUGCAUCGGGAAUUGUAAUUGGGAAUUCAAUAGCAUACAUUGCAUUUGAAACAGGAAGGCCCAAAUGGCUCAUACAAGGUGUAAGGAUACUGGAGAGUAGAGCAACCGAGUGGAUAAAGAAGAUAAAGCGAAAGGCCAUCAAAUUUCAUGGACAAUGA
Messenger RNA from Eucalyptus grandis, 918 nucleotides. RefSeq names its product putative receptor like protein 25. The transcript has a single exon. The coding region runs from base 1 to 918 and encodes 305 amino acids. The record is from RefSeq and is a predicted model, not a curated record. Gene Ontology annotation, molecular function: protein binding. NCBI's taxonomy places the organism in Eukaryota, Viridiplantae, Streptophyta, Magnoliopsida, Myrtales, Myrtaceae.